Messenger RNA from Capsicum annuum, 1364 nucleotides. Its product is annotated as peroxidase 47. Gene Ontology annotation, cellular component: plant-type cell wall; plasmodesma. The transcript has 4 exons. Bases 146 to 1171 code for a protein of 341 amino acids. The record is from RefSeq and is a predicted model, not a curated record. Gene Ontology annotation, molecular function: peroxidase activity; heme binding. Gene Ontology annotation, biological process: response to oxidative stress; hydrogen peroxide catabolic process. Lineage: Eukaryota; Viridiplantae; Streptophyta; Magnoliopsida; Solanales; Solanaceae.
UCAUAAUGUAUAUUGACUUGAUUUCGGUGGGGAUAUACGAAUUAUGGACCACUAGUUCCAACUUUUUUUUUUUUUUGCAAUUCUUUUAUCCAAUAAAUGGGUGCAUAAAUGAAUGUGUUGGUAGUCGUAUAUAAAUAGCAUUCAUAUGUUGUGCAGUUCCAAAAUGAUAUAUCAAUCACUGGCAGAAAUGGGAAAGUAUAAGUUGUUUAUGGUGAUAUCGUUGAUGGAUAUAAUAGUGAAUGGAUGGAGAUUUGAUGGAGGAGGAGGAUAUGGAUUGGUUGAUGGUCUAAGAAUGGAUUAUUACUAUUUGAUGAAUUGCCCAUUUGCAGAAGGAAUAGUGAAGAACACCGUGAAUAGGCAUUUGCAAGCUGAUCCUACUCUUGCUGCUGCCCUGGUUAGGAUGCACUUCCACGAUUGCUUCGUUGAGGGGUGUGAUGCAUCAGUGUUGAUUGAUUCAACAAAGGGCAACACAGCAGAAAAGGAUUCGCCAGCAAAUUUGAGCUUGAGAGGUUAUGAAAUUAUUGAUGACGUGAAGGAAGAGCUCGAAAAGCAAUGCCCAGGUGUCGUCUCUUGUGCAGAUAUUCUUGCUAUGGCUGCAAGGGAUGCUGUCUUUUUUGCUGGAGGUCCGGUGUAUGACAUACCCAAAGGAAGAAAGGAUGGAACAAGAUCAAAAAUAGAAGACACAAUUAAUCUGCCUCCCCCCACUCUCAAUAGUUCAGAGCUUAUCAAAUUGUUUGGUCGACAUGGCUUCACUGCUCAAGAAAUGGUGGCUCUCUCUGGUGCACAUACACUAGGAGUCGCGAGAUGCUCUUCAUUCAAGAACAGAUUAAGUAACUUUGACUCAACACAUGAUGUGGAUCCAUCUUUGGAUGCCCAAUUUGCCAAGAUUCUAACAAAAAGAUGCAGUGAAAAGUCUGAGCAGCCGUUUGACAGAACAAAGGAUACUUUUGACAAUGACUACUAUAAUGCUUUGCAAAGGAAGUCUGGUGUACUCUUCUCUGAUCAAACCCUUUACAAUAACCCUAGAACUAGAGGCAUUGUGGAUGCUUAUGCCUUUAACCAAGCCAUGUUCUUCCUUGAUUUCCAACAAGCUAUGAUUAAAAUGGGUUUACUUGAUGUCAAAGAAGGUUCCAAAGGGGAAGUGCGCUCCAACUGCCGCAUCAUCAAUUGAUAUAUGUGUGUGUGUAUCAGUUUUGAUUUUCGUAUAGAUGUAAGUUUGGUGGCUAUCGAUUAUAAUAUAUUAAUAGCCCAAGGAAUAUAUGGUGCUUGGUUAGGUUUGUUUGUCCAUACAGUAUAUUUAUAUUCUGUUGUAAACUAAGCUGGCAUAUUAUCUGUUUAAUAAUAGUAAAAAGACUAUUCCUUAA